UUCACAGAGACGAUAUGGAAAUGAUGUUGAAUAAAAUAGUUCCCGAAGGUUUGCCCUAUAGGCAUUCGUGCGAAGGACCCGACGAUAUGCCCGCACACGUGAAGGCCUGCUUUCUGGGCAGCUCACUGACAAUCCCCAUUACCGAUGGCAAACUCUCGCUGGGCACCUGGCAGGGCGUUUGGCUGUGCGAGCAUCGCGAUCAGGCCGGCAGCCGUAAGCUGGUGAUCACACUCACUGGCUGUCCGCGCGAACAGGCUGUACGCAGUCCGCUGUCACCCGUCUCGCCCAUCGCCAGUACGUCCAGUUAGGGGCGGCCUCGCUCCACCCGCGACAGCCGGUAAUCGCGGGGGAGCGACAAUAAUGACAUCAUUUCGUCGAGGAAGUUGAUUUUACAAAAGAAUUUAGCUAGGGCCACAGCACAGCAGCGAGCGGCGGCGGUUAUAGCCGC
Messenger RNA from Drosophila arizonae, 448 nucleotides. RefSeq lists its product as uncharacterized. Lineage: Eukaryota; Metazoa; Arthropoda; Insecta; Diptera; Drosophilidae. The record is from RefSeq and is a predicted model, not a curated record.